GUUGAACCAAUUUAGUUGUAGGUGAAAAUAAACAUAAAAUUAAUUUCGUAUUUUCGUGUAAGACCUACUUUGAUAAAAACUAAUAGGAUAAUUUAAGACUUUCAUUCACUGUUUAUGUGGCUUUAGAAACCGUGACCUAAAAGUAAUAGACCUAGUAAGAAUGAAGCUAUAACAACCUCUUUACUCUCCUCUACCAAUUUUUAGGCUAUGUCCGUAGAAUAUUGCAAUUGCACACAACACCAACUCGCAGUUAAAAUUAGAUGUCUUAACAAACCAUGUUCAUCUUUCAAAACAAGAUUAUUGACAAUAAAUAUUACAGUGAAUGUGACUUCUGGAAAAAAAUCCAAUGAUGACAGAAAAGACAUGUGGUUAAAAUAGGUUGGGCUUUAUGUAGGUUCAUGAUCGCAGCGAGUCCUUUGGUGUUAUUUUAUAUUAGCUAAAAUUGCAAAACUUUAAAAUUGAGGAAGAAAUGCCAAAUCAAAAUUUAAAUAUGUACAUGAAUCACAAAUCAGACCAGAAACAAGUUGAGUCACCAAAUGCCUGGCAUUCAACGGAUGAAGAAAAUAUCCCAUCAGAAGUAAAGAGAGAGAAAGAAUGUAGUGAAUACUUCUCUAAAGAGCCUGAACAUAACAGCAUUAGGGAACCUCAAAAACUAGGAAUUUCAUCAAUAAAAUAUUACAAAGAUCUCCCUGAAAGUGGAAAUCUAGAAAGUGAUUCUCAAGUAAUAAUUAAAAGUAUUGCAAGUCAUUGUCUUUUUAAACAUGACAUUGAUCCCAGUUCAAAAGAUGAAAUCCAAAAGGUUGAUGAAAGUAACGAAAAUGUCAUAUUAGAUGUAAAAGAGGAGUCCAUAAGUAAUAACUCUUGUGAUGAGAGUAAAUAUAAGUUUGCUACUUAUGAUUUUGAAAAUAACAGCUUUAAGGAAUCUCAAGAGCAAAAAAUCUUAGAAACUAAAUUUGAAGAACUCUCUGAACAAGUAAAAGUAGAAGACUUGAGCCAACUUAAUGUGCUUUCCACCUAUGAUUCCCAAACUUCGAGUGAUGCCAGCCAGUGUGCAGUUAAGAAUGAUUUUGAUUUAAACUCGCAAAGUUCCAGUAAUGAAAUUGCCUCACCCCCAGCACCUUCCAAAGCAAAGCUGCGAAACACAAAACGCCGGGCAGGAAUUCUUUAUAAAAAACUUACGAGUACAAAAUUAAGUAAAGUUACCAGUAAAUAUUUUAGCCAAGUUCAUAACAACAAUAAAAAACGCUGGAUACCUCCAAGAUCUCCUUAUGCCCUUGUACAAGAAGAUUUGUUUGAUAAUCCUUGGCAACUUCUCAUAGCGACAGUAUUUUUAACCAAAACGGCAGCAAAAAGAGCUCUGCCUCAGUUACACAAAUUUUUAGCACGAUAUCCCCGACCAGAAGAUAUACUAAAAGCUAACUAUGAAGAUAUUGAUGAGUACUUUAAGCCAUUAGGAUUAACAACUACCAGAAGCCAUGUCAUCAUGAGAUUUACUGUUGAGUUUCUGGAGAAAGACUGGACAUACCCUAGAGAGCUCUACGGCAUUGGCAAGUAUGGAGAUGACUCGUACAGAAUGUUCUGCAUUAACGAGUGGCGCCAGGUAUCUCCAGACGACAUCCCUCUAACCAAGUAUCGUAACUGGUUACUAGAAAAUGCUGAGCGUCUUGGACUGGACUAACCGAAAAAUUUUAUCAAAUGCUGUUAUAUGUGAUCAUUUUUGCGUUUAUACACAUUUUUUACCUUGUUAGCUUAUUUUAUUGUUUUACUGUUAUUGUCUUAUAAUAAAACUGAACAGAACUUA
Messenger RNA from Macrosteles quadrilineatus (aster leafhopper), 1801 nucleotides. RefSeq names its product methyl-CpG-binding domain protein 4-like. The transcript is spliced from 4 exons. Gene Ontology annotation, cellular component: nucleus. The record is from RefSeq and is a predicted model, not a curated record. Gene Ontology annotation, molecular function: catalytic activity; DNA binding. NCBI's taxonomy places the organism in Eukaryota, Metazoa, Arthropoda, Insecta, Hemiptera, Cicadellidae. Gene Ontology annotation, biological process: DNA repair. Bases 470 to 1678 code for a protein of 402 amino acids.